AUGGCCAUAACGCCCUUCCGCGAGAAAAUCAAACGUGUUUUCUCGCGCUCCAGUUCCGGGUCUGGAUCCGCGUCCGGGUCUCCCCAGAUCACGUCCAAAGAUUCAAAGAGUCUGAAACCCAACAACACCAGCCGACGGCACAGCUACGGCCUUGGGCACAAGAACGGGCGCACCAGCAGCAAACUUGGUGCCAGCAGGAUUCCCAUUGCCGUGAAACCCAGCAAGACCAAAUACCGAGCGAACGGGAAGCCGAAGAUCGAACUCUACAAGGCACACGAAGUCCCGCGAUCGAAAUACUGGGGCCCGUUCGACGAAGCACAUCUCAGGCGGCUGGCAGCGUAUUCGAUUACCGACGCGAUGUCGCGAGAGCGUAGACCACGGUCAAUGAUUUCAGAAUCGCCAUUGGGGACGAGGGUAUCGCCUUCGCGGAGAGGCAGUGUAGAGGACGAGGUGGAAAUAAUGCGAUAUGCUGCUGGGGGCGCAAUACCACCGGAUGCCUUGCAACCCUCCUCCGCACCACCCACCUCCAUUCCGUCCCUAUCGGGGACAACAAGCCUUACGUCCCAACUUUUGCCAGCCACGCAAAUGGGUCCGCAUGGGCCUCCACAUCAGUUCACGUCACAAACUGAAGAAACUCCCCUCGAUCAGUCGGAGACAGUCCUACCAUACACCACCACCACCACCACCCUUCUCUUUGAGGCCGUCUUUGCUGUCCGAGAAGAUAAUCAUGUCAUCAUCCACGCCCGUCACGCCUGA
This is a messenger RNA of Paracoccidioides lutzii Pb01, 756 nucleotides long. RefSeq lists its product as hypothetical. The record is from RefSeq and is a predicted model, not a curated record. The transcript is spliced from 2 exons. Bases 1 to 756 code for a protein of 251 amino acids.